This is a messenger RNA of Caenorhabditis sp. 36 PRJEB53466, 480 nucleotides long. The record is from the annotation of a GenBank genome assembly. Lineage: Eukaryota; Metazoa; Nematoda; Chromadorea; Rhabditida; Rhabditidae.
AUGCAUUUCCCUAUUCUUUUUCUCUCAUUUUUCAGUAAGUUUAUCUAGAAUAAGCAGCAGAAUCUAUGCAGACUGUUUUUUGCCUACAGUAAUCCAAAAGUGCUCGGCACAAUCCACGUCAUCAGUCGAUGAUUCCUCGACUUCCACGUCACCUUCCUACACUUCCACGUAUGCGAAUUCUUCUCCGUCUUCCUCUUCUUCUUCCUCAUCGUCUUCUGGCUCCACGAAUUCCUUCUACUCAACCACCACGGAUUCAGAUGCGUUGAAUCUUGAUGACGCCGAGAAGCUGGUGACGUAUACGACUGGACAAAAAACAAUCUUCCUCGCGUGCUGCGGUAUUCCAAUCCGACCGUCGUCUCCUCUGAAUCCUUCCUCGUUUCAGGCGGCACUUUCGUACUCCUCAUCGCCCUCGCAAUCCUUUCCGGCCUAUCCGACACCAUCGCUCGAUCUCGUCAGAAGACAAAGAGAACUCACGCUUAA